AUGUCAAGGCCCCCAGCGACCAUGCGGCCCCCGCCAACAGUGCCCUCUGGCCUGCCAGUCUCAUCAGGCGCAGCCGCAGUCGUAAAGGCAGGCGCAUACACAACCACCCCAACCCAGCCGUCAUACUCAACCCUCAUGCCCCCUCCCCCCGUCCCCGCUGCCCCGUCCAUGAGCUCGAGCACCUCGUCCCGUGUCAGCGUCUCGAGUUCCGAGAGGUCCGUCGACGGCACCACCCUUGUGGGCGACUCGCGCCGUGCUACUCCAUCCAACGAGCGGGUCAAGACACCGCUCCAGGAGAAUGCGACGCACAACAUUGGCGGUGACGAGGUUGACGCCCGCUUCGAGGACCUUUUGAACACACUCGAGGUCCCGUCCAGUGUUCGCAUCAAGUUUGGCUCUGUGGCGCGGGACGUCAAGAAGAGCAUUCUCGAGUCGUCCACCAACUCCAACGCCGCCGUGUUGUCCUCGUUGGGGCUGCCCGUGCCUCCCACGCCUGAGAAGCGUAAACUCAAGAACCGCCUCUCAACCCCACUCCUCCGUAAACCCAAGAGCAGCGUCUCACUCGAUGGCGACGACGACGCCACCACCACUGGUCGCAAGUGCAGGGUGGGAGACGACGAGUUUGUCAUCGUCGCAUCCCCGCGCAAACAAAAGCACACCCCUGCCCACUCGCGCGGCCAGUCGAUGGACGUCGGCCGUCCGUCGUCAGUCCCAAACAACAACCGCUCCCGUCCGACCAGUGUCCACACUGGUGGCACCAGUGGUCGCAACUCAGCCGUUCCCCCCUCGCCGCGCUCAGCCGGCGGACCCACUGCCGGGCCGACCGAGACUCCGGACAACUUUGUGCGCUGGCUGUCCAACCACAAGGCCACCGACCUGAGCAUGGAUGUCAACCGUGCCAAGAAGCUCCGCAUGCUCCUCCGCCACGAGACGACGACCUGGGUCGCCGCCUUUCUCUCUGCCGGAGGCUACACCAAAGUUCUCGACCGCCUGCAAGACCUGCUCGACACGGAAUGGCGCGAGGAGCAGCACGGCGACAAGAUGCUGUACGAGCUCCUCCGGUGCAUCAAGGCACUGACCACCUCGGACGUCGGCAAGGCCGCCCUGCGUGCAGCCCACCCACGCCCGUUCCCCGCGCUCUCCGACCUGCUCUUCUCCGAGAAGAAGCCCGGCGACCUGGCAUGUCGCCAGAUCAUCGUCGAGGUGUGGCUGUUCCAUUUCGAGCUGUUCCCGCUUGCCCAGACCUCACCGCGCCCUGACCAGACCGUCCGGUUCAACGAUAACCGCAUGGCGACCAAGCUCGACGUGGCCAUGUUUGUGCGCUCCCUCCUGCUUCCAGAGGACAAGGAGGACAAGACAAAGGACUAUCACGACUUUGUCACGGUCGCCCACCGCCCACGCAUCUUCAAGGCAUGGGUGCAGGAGCUGAGCGACAUUUGCCGCGACUACUUUUGGAUCAUGUGCCACGCCAACAAUACGUUGUGGGAGCUGGACGAGGUGAACGAGAAGAUUGUCGAGAGGCCAGUGGCCCCAGGGGGGGCUACAGGUGGCGUCGAGUUUGAGGCAAUGGGUUAUGUUACGAUCCACUUCCGCCUGCUGAACGCUCUCUCCAUCCAACUGUCAGAAGAGAACCCAGCCGAGGCGCAGAAGCUGCACCACGACCUCAUGAUGUCGGGCUUUGACCGUAUCCUCGUGACCCUGCGCAAAGCGUCGACAACCUACUAUCCAACCCUCCACCUCGAGCUGGCGCGCUACGUGCACACACUGCGCGCCAACAGCCCCAACCACAAGUUGCCCUACCUCAUUGGCAAGCUCGUUGGGUCUCCGCCAGAGGAACUCCGGCGGCACAGGAGCGCCGCCGAAUAA
Messenger RNA from Apiotrichum porosum, 1866 nucleotides. RefSeq lists its product as uncharacterized. Lineage: Eukaryota; Fungi; Basidiomycota; Tremellomycetes; Trichosporonales; Trichosporonaceae. The record is from RefSeq and is a predicted model, not a curated record. Gene Ontology annotation, biological process: actin cytoskeleton organization. Bases 1 to 1866 code for a protein of 621 amino acids. Gene Ontology annotation, molecular function: small GTPase binding; actin binding. The transcript is spliced from 5 exons.